GUGUUCCCACCAUUCAUUACAUGCGCUCAACUCUGCUCCAUUGACCAAUAUAUAUGCACUAUAUUGCCAAAAGUAUUGAGCCAACCCUCCAAAUCAUGUGAUUCAAGUGUUCCAAUCCCCUCCCAAUCAUGUGAUUCAGGUGUUCCAAUCCCCUCCCAAUCAUGUGAUUCAGGUGUUCCAAUCCCCUCCCAAUCAUGUGAUUCAAGUGUUCCAAUCCCCUCCCAAUCAUGUGAUUCAGGUGUUCCAAUCCCCUCCCAAUCAUGUGAUUCAGGUGUUCCAAUCCCCUCCCAAUCAUGUGAUUCAGGUGUUCCAAUCCCCUCCCAAUCAUGUGAUUCAGUGUUCCAAUCCCCUCCCAAUCAUGUGAUUCAGGUGUUCCAAUCCCCUCCCAAUCAUGUGAUUCAGGUGUUCCAAUCCCCUCCCAAUCAUGUGAUUCAGGUGUUCCAAUCCCCUCCCAAUCAUGUGAUUCAGGUGUUCCAAUCCCCUCCCAAUCAUGUGAUUCAGGUGUUCCAAUCCCCUCCCAAUCAUAGUCAAUAGCUAAAGACCUCCAAACUUGGUGUGGCCUUCAGAUGAGCCCAACAACAACAGUGCGUAGAGAGCUUCAUGGAAUGGGUUUCCAUGGC
Molecule: messenger RNA, 620 nt
Organism: Staurois parvus
Lineage: Eukaryota; Metazoa; Chordata; Amphibia; Anura; Ranidae
Source: the annotation of a GenBank genome assembly